CGUCGUGCCUCUGGCUGGGCGUGUGACUGCGCGCUCCGGAGGGGAGGAGGAGUUUGAUGGAUUGAACUGCAGUUGCUUUGCUGGAGGCAGAAGAAACCGUUUGGAGAGGGCACGAACGAUUCGGGCUGCUGGCAGGCGGAUGAUCGCCUGAGAAAGGAGGCGCUUAGGGCGGAAGAAGGAUCCCCACCCCACCCAGGAGGGGUGGGCAGAGAGAGACAUGCGCUCAGCGCCGGGAGAAUGAAUGGCUCCGCAGAGGGGCCGCUGCCGCAGCUCAGCUCUUGGCGAGCCUCUCUAAGCAGCUGAUUCAGGGAGAGGCUCCGUCUCCCUCUCUCCAGCCAGGCGCAGAACAGGGAAAUUUGCGGGCAGAUCCGGCUUUGUUCUGCGGCUUCUCCCAGCCCGGCCGCGCCUCAGGGCUGCUCUUCGGUUUGCUGCUGAAGAACGAUUCAUGGCGACUGAACCAGCCUCGGCGCCGUGGACUCCGGGCGCGUGGUGAAUGCGGGCUGCUGCCGGAGCUUCUCGCUCUUCCGCCCCCGGCCGCCGAUCACCUCGGAGUAACUGCCAGCGAGCCUUCCUGCAGAAUCCGGAUUGCUCCCGAUUUCCCGCAGCACUUCAGGGAUGGCUGGUGGUGAGGUUGCAUUGUAAUCGCAAUCCAGUUUGGCGUCUGGUAGGGAUGGUGUAAGAGCAGCUACCGGACAGAGCGGAAGCCGAGGAGAGCCUUUGCGAUUAGCGCCGAGCCGUGCGUCAAAACCAUGGGGAAUAUCUCGUCCAACAUCUCCGCCUUCCAGUCCCUGCACAUUGUCAUGCUGGGCUUGGACUCUGCCGGCAAAACCACAGUGCUCUAUAGACUCAAAUUCAACGAGUUUGUCAACACGGUGCCCACCAUCGGCUUCAACACAGAAAAGAUUAAGCUGAGCAAUGGUACUGCCAAGGGCAUCAGCUGCCACUUCUGGGAUGUGGGUGGACAGGAGAAGCUACGACCCCUUUGGAAGUCAUACAGCCGCUGUACCGAUGGCAUCAUUUAUGUGGUGGACUCUGUAGAUGUGGACAGGCUGGAAGAAGCCAAGACUGAGCUGCACAAAGUCACCAAGUUUGCCGAGAACCAAGGCACUCCCUUGCUGGUGAUUGCCAACAAGCAAGACCUGCCCAAAUCGCUGCCAGUGGCAGAAAUCGAGAAGCAGCUGGCUCUGCAUGAGCUGACCCCAUCCACGACCUACCACAUCCAACCAGCUUGCGCCAUCAUUGGCGAGGGGCUCACCGAAGGCAUGGACAAACUGUACGAGAUGAUUCUGAAGCGCAGAAAGUCCUUGAAGCAGAAGAAGAAACGAUAGAGAAGGACACCAAAGGGAACGAGGAUUCCCUUACACAGAUUCAGAGUUUGAUUUGCUGGCUUUUCCUUGACACAUCAAUUAAGGAGCUUCAAACAAAUGCCUGUAUUCAUAUACCUCUCCAUGAUGUCCCAGACUUCUCCAAUGUGCUUAUCUCUUAAGAGACAGGAUAUGAUAUUGUGCUGGCUGGCACUUGGGAUGCAGGUCAGAUCUGUGCAUGUCAGCCAUUCCCUACCCAAUGAAAGCGGCACAAGCCACUAUAAGAGGAGGAAGCCUCUACUUUGUAACACUCUAACAGGACUCGAAGUUGGACUCGAAGUUGGAUUUUACCAGCUGCUUCUGUCCUUGUGGAGAGGUUUACCAUAAAGUUUUUCACAUGGGGCUUUUGAAGCCCCUUAACUCACAUCUCCUCUGGAAUGGAGGGGGUGCGUCCACAUAUUGGCCAGAUAUACCCUGAUGUCCCUGGGAGUUAUCGGGGAGUAGUUCACACACAAUUUGGGUUUUUCACUGUGCAUUUGAGUGUAACCUGAUUUAUAUCCGGGGUAAAAAAAAAAUCCACUAUUUGUGUCAGUUUUUUGGGACAACUUCGAGUUCACAGUAAAACCUCCCCAUAAACUCAUGGUAAAACCUGCUGUGUGUAAAAGUUCCAUUAGACUUUUUUUUUCAUUCCUCUGGAAGGUUUCAAUUAAAACAAAAUGGGAAAAAUAACUUUGGGAGAUGAAAGUCAAGAAGCCUUGGUACAGGGCUGGACCCUGUUUCCUUUGGAUUAAGGUUUGUGCUUCCAUCUCAGGAUCUUGGUACAAGGCGAUUGUGUGCAUGAAGAACUAGACUUAAGAAAUAGUGCUUGAUGGAAAAUUAUGAUGCUGUAAUGGGGGGGGAGGGAACUGAUGCAUAUAAAAAUACACCCUCAGUGUAUAUUGCUUAACUUUUACUCUCUGAAGCCAGUCUUUGCGAAAUGGUGUUUUUGAGUCUUACCACAGACAUCUCCAAGGCAUUUGGGGUUUGGCCAUGUCUGUUACCAAGAUCAACAAAAUGUAUGACAUCAGUGAACGGAUGCUGCAGUGCUGCUUCCCAGAAUGAUGUGUGUAUUUGGAAGGAAGGGUCUCCUGUCCUUUCAGCUGAAUGUGAGGAUGUGCAGAAGGUGGAGGUGGAGCUUGGCUCUGCUACUGUACUGCUUAGGGAGGGGCUCCAAAAAAGUGGGGGAAGGAGGAUGGCCCUUGGAACAUCCUGCUGGUGGCAUCCAUGAAUUCCUGUAUUAAAAUGAUAUAUCUUGAUAGUGUAUUGAUGCACUUGAAUUGCAAAUUCUGAGCUGGCUGGAUCAUGUAUGGCCAGUGGCUGCUGGCUGGUGCUGCAUUGUUAUUUUUUCAUAAGCAGUCUACACACUGUAGCAAUAACCAGGAACACAGUUUUAUUCUACCUUCUUAUUGUAAUAUUCAGCUGAAGACUUUCUUUCUUUGUUCAAAUUGAGUCAAAUCGGAUGAAGUAAUCUGACUUGCAUUUCAGUUUAUUUGUGUACCAUUCUGGUAGCUUUCAUGAGCCAGAGGCCCCUCUCAGUGCAACAAUAGGAAAGCAAUUGGGUGGGGGUGGGGGAGCAAGAUAGAAUUCGGCAGAUCAGACAAAUAAGAUAGAUUCAGAAGCAAGUGGAUACUCUGAAAGAGAACAAAUAUUCUGUAGUAUGUUCACUACCUUUUUUCUGGGUGGGGGAUCUUUAAAAAAAAUACAACAUUCAAAAUGGUGGUUGUCAAGAGUAAAAGAAAAGGCUUUCCCCUUGUGUUUCUUCCCCAUUGUAAAACUGCAUUGAGUUUGGCAGUUAGAAAGAAAUCUGGUAUCCUUUACAAAGGCCUUGAUUCUGCAAAACUAAGGCUGCAAUCUGUACACACUUGACAGGAAGCAAGUCUUGUUUAAUUCAGUGGGAUUUACUUCUGAGUAAACAUCCAUAGAAUUGGGCUGCAAACCUAUGCAUAAACCGAUGGGGAAUUCUCCCUGAAUGAACAUGUAUAGGGUCAGGCUACACAGCCAGUGACUACUCAGAAAUAGUUUUAGAAGGAAGAAGACUAGGAAUGUGACUUCACAAACAAAAGGUGGGGUGUUGGGGGGCGGGACCUUUCAUAGAACUAUUAUUACAGCCUUUAUCUUAUAAACUUUCUAAUCAAAAAGUCUGCUUUAAAGAAAGCACAUGAAAGUGUUCCAUCUAUGGCUCAACUGAUCUUGACUCAGUUUCUCGAGCCUGGAAUAUAAGCUCUUCCUGCUUAAAACAGGAGUUCCUGAAACAGAACAAAGCUGGGAGGACAAGGAAGCCAGCAAAUUCCAGACAACAGAUUCUUCUCAGCAACACACUUCCCCCCCAACAGGUUUUUGUAGGAAUGCCUUCUGAACAAUCAAGAAGAAUCACCAACUUUAAAAAAAACAAAACCUGGCAAAGUUCUUGUAUCUUUUACAGCUGUACAUUAGGCAGCUAGGCAGUUCCUUUGCUUCAUUUCCUUGUCAGGAAGCUUCAUCUGCUGCAGAUUUGUCUGCCAUGCAGAUGUUAAAGGCACAGAAGCCCUGCCAGAUAAGAAGUUGGUUUAUCCUGCAACCAAGUAUUAUUUUCUGGAGUAUUCUGUUUACACAAAUAGAGAUAUAUUCAUUGAUCUACAGAGUGGGCUGGUCCCAUUGUUUUAAGACAUCAUAGAAUUGUGGUUUUUUGUUUUUUAAGAAGUUGUUAUUUUCUUUAACCCAUGACUCUCUUGAGCACAUUUGUUACCUCAUGACUGAGAGAGGAAUAAUAUAUUUAUUCUGACACACUGUUGAAGCCAAAUGCUGUAAUUUUUUAAAAACACUGUUUAGAAACUAGAUAGAAGAUACUGCUCAGAUCAAACUCCAUUAUGCCAUAAUGCUAAUGUGUGUUUGGAAUACUUUGUCAUUGACUGGUUUCUUGCAAAUGUUGUUGCAAAUUGCAAAUGACACAAUUGUUACAUUAAUUUAUCAUCUACUCUGCUCCUGCAGACCAAGUUGCACAGGUGCUAAGUGACUGGGAGAUGAGCUGGUCUUGUGGUAGCAAUAGGGUUGCCAUAUUCUGGCUCUCCAAAUCUGGGUGCUUAAUUUGCAUAACAUGUAGAUUUGCUUGAAAAUAAUUUGCAUAUGCAAAUUAGCAGCAUAUGCAAAUCCAUAUGCAAAUCCUUUCCAGUUGACUUGUAUUUGCUCUGGAUAUCUACCAACAAUAGUUGGGGAAGAUAUCUUUGCCUGACCAUUUUCCUUGACAUAUUAACAGCAGCAAUAGAGCAACAACAAAAAAUGCACAGCUUUUUUAUUAUGGCUGCUAUUCUGUACACACUUAUCUGAGAGAAGAUCUGAUUGAAACCAAUAGUGCUUACUUCUAAGUAGGCAUGCAUUGAAUGUCAAGCCAAGAAAGUCCUUAAAUAGUACAAUACACAGCCUGGUAGGCAGGUAGUGAUUCACAUCAAAAGCUAUCCUCUCAACUGCCAGAUAGAAAUCUCCUGCUGAUAACAAACAAGGCAACAUUUCUCAGGGGAUUAUUGUACAUGUGAAAGUGAAACCCUCCCAGCUAGUCUCUUGUGCUCUUCCUCUCUUAAUCCAAAUCCAGAGGUUGAGCAGAAUAGUGACUGCACGUUUUGCUCUUUAAUUCUGCUUCUACAAGGGCUGGAGCUUAGCGUUUUUUUAAAAAACAAAAGCUGGAAUCCAGGCGAAUCUGGGUGGGCUAAGCAAUCCAGGUGAGAUGCUUAAAAUCUGGGUGAAACCUGGAAUUGUGGGGGGCAUGGCAAGCCUAGGUAGCAAGCAUGAAUUGUUCCUUUACUAAGCUUUGCAUUUGAAUGGGAGACUACAUGUGCAAUCACUGUAAGAUAUUCCCCUUAGGGGAUGGGGCCACUUUGGGAAGAGCAUCUAGGUUCCAAGUUCUUACCCUAGCAUCUCCAAGAUAGGGCCGAGAGAGAAUCCUGCCUGCAACCUUGGAGAAGCCACUGCCAGUAUGUGUAGACAGUAUUGAGCUAGAUGAACCAAUGGUCUGAUUCGGUAGAAGGCAGCUUCCUGUGUUCCUGUGACUGGAGAUUUGGCUCUUACCAGUCCCAGUCUGGUAAGCAAUAUGAAGUAUUGAAUAUGUCGGUCUUUCUAUCAGACCAACUUUAGUUGGCACAGAAGUAUGCAGCCUUUUGUGUUACACAAAGCUCUUCAUUAGACAGAAUAAAAGAAUAUGAUAGAUUAUACCUAUACACAUAAACCCUAUUUAAUGGAAAGUUCUGUGUAACCUUGAAAGCUCACACAUUUUCUGGGACCCACAGAGCAACUGUUUAUUUCACUUAAAGCAUGGCAUUUAAGUGCAUUCCUUACUAAUAAAGCAUAUGCAUACAUUUAACUUUUAGGCACAUACUUUAACUGAGACAGAUAAAUGGGAGGUUGAAUUCCAGAUCAGUGCCACUACAGUGCAGAUUGCUUUUCAAAGUCAAUUUCCACCCCCUGUUACAAAGUACAACCUUUUUCUUUCCAAAAGCAGUACUGACUAGUAUCUUCAUCAAUACAUUAUCUGAUCAAGGAAGAAGGCCUGGAGAAAUAUGAGAAUUAAAAAUGUUGCCAUUAAAACUUUAUAUACAACCUCCUUCGAGGACAUGUUCUUCCCACUCCCAGGUAUUUCAUUUUCUUCAAAUAAUGUUUGAAUAUUUUAGUAGAUGUUAGAAGAUGCCAGUCACAUUUCAGAUGUUUUCUUCACAAUGCGCCAAUUAAAAUAUUACAUUGGAGCAAAACAA
Messenger RNA from Hemicordylus capensis (graceful crag lizard), 6061 nucleotides. It is a transcript of the gene ARL4C, whose product is annotated as ADP ribosylation factor like GTPase 4C. The transcript has a single exon. Gene Ontology annotation, biological process: endocytic recycling; intracellular protein transport. The record is from RefSeq and is a predicted model, not a curated record. Bases 750 to 1328 code for a protein of 192 amino acids. Gene Ontology annotation, cellular component: cytoplasm. Gene Ontology annotation, molecular function: GTP binding; GTPase activity. NCBI's taxonomy places the organism in Eukaryota, Metazoa, Chordata, Lepidosauria, Squamata, Cordylidae.